This is a messenger RNA of Phyllotreta striolata, 1195 nucleotides long. The record is from the annotation of a GenBank genome assembly. NCBI's taxonomy places the organism in Eukaryota, Metazoa, Arthropoda, Insecta, Coleoptera, Chrysomelidae.
GUCAACAUUGUCAAAAGAUGAGCAAUUAAACAUCAACUAAAUGAAGAAAUGUAAAAACUUUAAUUUUUCGUUAUUCCGUUUACAAUACGACAAAACCGCGGUCUUCUGCAUCGUCUAAAACCCACGGGAAUCGCCGAAACGCAGUCCGGAACAACGGCGAACCCAUCGCACGACGAAGAUGAGUUUCUUAUUCGGAAGCCGUUCGUCCAAAACGUUCAAACCGAAGAAGAACAUCCCCGAAGGCACCCACCAGUAUGAGUUGAUGAAACACGCAGCCGCCACCCUCGGCUCGGGCAAUCUUCGCUUAGCCGUAAUGCUCCCCGAAGGGGAGGACUUGAACGAAUGGGUCGCAGUCAACACCGUGGAUUUCUUCAAUCAAAUCAACAUGUUGUACGGGACGAUAACGGAGUUUUGCACCGAAGACAGCUGUUCGAUCAUGUCGGCCGGGCCGAAGUACGAGUACCAUUGGGCGGACGGGCACACCGUGAAGAAACCCAUCAAAUGUUCCGCUCCGAAAUACAUAGAUUAUUUAAUGACGUGGGUGCAGGAUCAGUUGGACGAUGAGACUUUGUUCCCUUCGAAAAUCGGAGUGCCGUUCCCGAAGAAUUUCCAAUCGAUAGCGAAGACGAUACUGAAGAGAUUGUUCAGAGUGUAUGCCCACAUCUACCACCAGCAUUUCAGCGAGGUGGUGCAAUUGGGCGAGGAGGCCCACCUGAACACGUCGUUUAAACAUUUCAUAUUUUUUGUACAGGAAUUUAAUCUAAUCGAACGACGCGAACUAGCCCCCCUGCAGGAAUUAAUCGAUAAAUUAACGGCGAAGGAGACGCGAUGAACGCCGCGCGGAUAAUUUAUACUUAUAUAUUUUUUUACAUCUAUAUUUACUCUAUAUACCUCCUAUGUGCAUUUAUUUCUCGAAUUUCGUGUGUCUCGCAUACUAUCGUUUUUAUUUUCAAUGUUUAAGCACAACACCGAGGAUGUUUUUUUAAUUGUAUCCGGACGAAUCCGUUGGAAGUUCGUUUGCUAUUCGUAGAUUUUAAGAUUUGAACAAAACAAAACACACGCUUUAGAAUCCGUUUUUUAGAGAACCCGAGAUGGCUUCUUUACUGAUACAUUGUUAAUACUUAGGCUGGUUAAUUUACUGUUUAUAUUUUCAUUCGCGAAUUUAAGUUGUAAUUAAAAUUUAAAUUUUAGUUUA